AUGAAGCGCAGUCGUCGUGCGAUUCCCUUGAGCCAGACGGAACUCCUGCCUGGCCACGAUGCGGACGACAUGCAGACGGCCUACCUGGCUAAUCUCUCCAACCGGACCCUGGGUUUCGGCCGGAACAAGUUUGCCAGUUCGUCCGGCGUGCCGUCGACCAGCGGGCCGCCGCCGGCCACCCUGACCUUUGAGAAGCUGCUGGCGGCCAUCACCCCGCCCCCGGAGCUCCUCCCGAGCCAGUGGAAAUCCGCCCUGGACCUCCAGACCCGCACCGUCUACUUCUACAAGGUAGACCUGGAGGGCGACGCCCUGCGCAUCACCAAAUCCAUCCGCAUCCGCUGCCGGGAGGCGGCGUGGCCGCGGCCCCUGGGGCAGCGCAGCAGCGCCCUCCUGAUCCCCUCCCUGUACAUCGGGGAGAUGAAACUGCAUCCCUCCUGCGCCACCAUCAUCCUGGGCCACGAGGAGAUCCAGUCUGGCCACCCCGCCGGCGGGGAGUCGGAGGCGGGCGGGGGACGGUAUUCGCCGGUGGAGGCGGCGCGGGCGGACGAGCCGCUGCAGCUGACCACCGGGCCGCGCGGGCGGUACGCGCGGGUGGCGCACAGUCCCGGGGGGUCCUCGGGGUCGCCGGUCAGUCCGCCCGGGGGGUCCGUGUACAAGCACGAGGCCGCCGAGGAGUCGGGCGACAGCGGGGAUGAGGAGAAACCGGUUAAUUUGCAGUUGAAGUCGACGCUGCCGUAUCCGUACACGUGCGCCAACUGUCACGUGGACACGACGACGCUGUGGCGGCGCGACCAGAACGGGAAUCCGGUGUGUAACGCCUGCGGACUGUACUUCCGCAUGUACGGGGUGGCGCGGCCGGCGACGAUGCGGCGCGACAAUAUCCGCACGCGGACCUCCAAGAGCCGGCUGGGCGUGUACGUCGUCAAGCCGGAGCAUCCCGAGCACGGCGGCGGCGGCGGUGGUGGCUACCACCCGCAGCUGGCGGUUGAAUCGCCCCAAGCGCCGCUGCAGCCGUCGAUGCUGCGCCGCGAAUGGCAGCUGGACACCGAGCCCGAGGAGGAGGCCCCCGCCCCCGAAAGGGGCUCGCGACGGGCGAACGUGGUGCGGGACGACCAGGUGUGCAGCAACUGCUCCACGCGCAACACCAUUUUAUGGCGCCGCAACGCCGACGGGAUGCGGGUGUGUAACGCCUGCGCUCUCUACGCCAAACUCCACGGGACGCCGCGUCCGCCGGAUUUGUGGCGCGAGGAGAUCCUCAAGCGGAAGCAGAAGCAGAAGACGCCGCAUCGCGGCAUCAAGAAGAACAGCAACGGCGCCAUCAAACGCAAACUGGCCGCCAAACCCCCCGACACGAGCGACACGAAACCACCAUCCUGGACCGCCACCGCCGACGCGUCGCCCCCCGCCCCCCUGGGAGCGGACCCCCCGUCGCCCCUGGACGACGCCGCCCACGUGCGGCUGGCCUCCAUGAUCGUCGACCUGCGCCGCGACAAAUCCGCCUCGCCGACCGCCUCCUCGGAGGAGGACGCGCCCCUGACCGAGGCCCCGCCCAGCCACGCCCCUUUAACCGCCGUCUGACCGCCCCCGGGGGCCUACCUUAAAAAGACUCGGUGCCUAGUCGCCUGGAUGACCUCACUUCCGGUCCGCGUUGGUUUCGUCGACUCUCCGCCGCAUUGUUUAAUCAGCACGCAAUCUCCGCCGAAUCUUCUCACUUUCUGACGAAUUUCGAAUCUGUUUCGCAUCCUGUUUAAUCUCCGUUCACUCCGGCGUGGUGUGAUCCCCAUGUUUAAUCUCGCAGUGCAAUAAAAUAACGCUAUUUUCUAAUUAAACGCAAUUUCUCCAUUUCUGUCUGGGUUUUUUUCUUUUUUUUUCGUCGUCUGUUUUUCGUCGAAUUCUUUUUCGUUGCAGUAUUUUGUUGCCUGGUGUCUGCCGGUUUUUAUUUUUGUGGCAGUUUUGGUGUGUGUGACGUGUGCGAUUUCGGAUUUGAGUUUUCUUUUCAUUUUUCGAUUUUUUUCCGUUUUCGUAGGUUUGCAGCCAGUGCACGUUUGUCGGUUGCUGACGUUUUUCAAGUUUGCAAGUAAAAACGAAAUGACAGCGAA
Molecule: messenger RNA, 2099 nt
Organism: Paramacrobiotus metropolitanus
Lineage: Eukaryota; Metazoa; Tardigrada; Eutardigrada; Parachela; Macrobiotidae
Exons: 8
Coding region: 1-1578 (525 amino acids)
Biological process (GO): negative regulation of transcription by RNA polymerase II; positive regulation of transcription by RNA polymerase II
Molecular function (GO): RNA polymerase II cis-regulatory region sequence-specific DNA binding; zinc ion binding; DNA-binding transcription factor activity, RNA polymerase II-specific
Source: RefSeq, a predicted model, not a curated record